Argiope bruennichi is the source of this 3290-nucleotide messenger RNA. Its product is annotated as arylsulfatase B-like. The transcript is spliced from 10 exons. The record is from RefSeq and is a predicted model, not a curated record. Bases 344 to 2137 code for a protein of 597 amino acids. Lineage: Eukaryota; Metazoa; Arthropoda; Arachnida; Araneae; Araneidae.
AGAAGUAGGUGUCAAAUGGUGCUUCGAUUUUGAUAUUUCUAAUUUACCGAUUUUGAUUCAAAAUAUCUUACGAGGAAUAACUGAACUCGUUCAUCUUCGUUCAAGAACUCGUUCAUAAAUGUAGAGGUAUUUACUUUAGCAGCUUUUGUUAAUCAGAUAAAAAAAAAGUGCUUGUAAAUCCUUAAUAAAUCUGCUUAACUUGAGAUAGAAAAUUGUGCAAGUAGUGUAUUUUAACGAAUAUGGAUGUGACUCAACCAAAAAUACUUGGUCAAUUUUGUGAAAGGUGUAAUUCUAAUGUUAUUUGAUACUUUUUUCUACUAAAAUUUUAAAAUAAAUAUCUGUUAUGGGUGUAUCGAAGAGAACUGCAUUAAAAAGAAGAAAAAAAGAUGAACAACGUAGACCAUUGGUUUCAAAUGAAGCGAUUAAGGAGAAGACAGUGGCCAUAAUGCUCUUCUUCGGUAUUUUCUUCUCCUUGGCUGCUGUCAUCUGCUACGUUAUAGUAGUCUCAACUGCCGACAAGCCUGUGAAAUCUUCUAAACCACAUGUCAUCUUCGUCUUUGCUGAUGAUCUAGGAUGGAAUGACGUCAGUUUUCACGGAUCACCACAAAUUCCAACCCCCAACUUGGACGCUCUGGCAGCGUCAGGAAUUCUACUCAACAACUACUACGUAGAACGUCUUUGUUCACCUUCCAGAGCUGCUCUGCUUACGGGAAAAUAUCCGAUGCGUUUAGGAUUACAGCAUCAUGUCAUCAGAGCCUGCGAACGUACGGCCCUUCCUGUAGAGGAGAAAAUAAUGCCUCAAUAUUUCAAAGAAUUGGGAUAUGCUACUCACUUGGUGGGAAAGUGGCAUUUAGGUUAUAGAAAGAAAGAAUAUACACCUGCUUAUAGAGGAUUUGAUAGUUUCUUCGGAUAUUACAAUGGCUACAUAGAUCACUACGACUACACCCAUUUUACUCAUUCAAGAACAACAUUCCCUAAGUUCUUUUAUGGGGUCGACUUGCAUAACGCAACGGGAGAAGUCAAAGACGUUCGAGGUCAAUAUGCAGCUGAUUUGUUUACAGAAAAAGCAAAGAACAUUAUUCAAAACCAUGACGUAUCAAAGCCACUUUUCCUCUAUCUUGCUCAUUUAGCAGUGCACACAGGAAAUGACCAAAUGCCUCUGCAAGCCCCUCACGAUCUAGUGAACCAGUUCGGCCAUAUCAAAAAUGACUCGAGAAGAACUUUUGCAGGCAUGGUCUCAGGGUUAGACAGAUCAGUCGGCGAUGUGUUCCAGGCCCUUCAUGACAAAGACAUGCUCUCCAACAGCAUUUUUAUUUUUUCCUCUGACAAUGGUGGAGAAACAAAUGAAACCAUUGGUGGCUUCAGUUCCAACUAUCCGUUGCGUGGCAAAAAAUAUCAUGUUUGGGAAGGUGGUGUCAGAGUCCCUGGCUUCAUCUGGAGUCCGCUAUUCGAACUUCAAGAACCUCGAGUCUCAAUGCAGCUGAUGCAUAUAACAGAUUGGCUUCCUACACUCUAUUCUGCUGCUGGAGGAGAUGUAGAACGUCUGGGAAAUAUAGAUGGUCAAAGCUUAUGGAAUACAUUACUAAAUAAUACCCAAUCUCCACGUCAGGAGAUACUUCACAACAUCGAUCCCAUAGAUAACGUCUCUGCUCUCAGGAGAGGAGAUUUCAAACUGAUCUUUGGAAAGUUGCCGGCGGGAGUGGAAACCUGGACCGGCCGUCGAGUUCUUGAAGACAUGAAGCAGCCAGAAUCCAUGGAUGAGUGGGUUUUCAAGAACGGAAGUAAAACCAGGGAUAUCUUACUCCAGAUAGGGUCCUAUUUGCCAAAGGUUCCAGACAAAUGGAGACAUGGAAGUGAAGUUCGCUGUAAAGGCGGACCCGAGACCUCCAACGAAUGCAAACCAGCCGAGACGCCUUGUCUCUUCAACAUAGCUGAAGAUCCAUGUGAAACUACCAAUGUUGCUGAUUUGCAUCCUGAUGUAGUGCAAUCAAUGCUUGAUGCUUUAAUAGAUUAUGAGAAGCUGGUUGUGAAGCCACAAUUCCAAGAUCCAGAUCCAUAUGGAGAUCCGAUGUGCCAUGGAUUCACAUAUGUGCCGUGGAUGGAUCCUGAACACACUUCCGACUGUCCAUUUCGGUGACACUGUUAAAGCUCUAAGUUUAACUUAUUCCUUGUAAGAAAACGGGGAAACUGGAAACUUAUCCACCAGGGAUAAGUCAUCGGUGCUUUAUUUAUUUAUGAAUGCGUUUGCCCUAAGUUUGGUGUGAACUUUGAAACCAAAAUGGGAUACAAAAAACAGAAAUUUUUAUACUAAGAAUCAAAUUGUACAAAUUGUUUUUGGAUUGUGUAUGAAAACAUUUCACUUUUCCCGACGCUACCUGAAAUCCGCCAAAUCACCAAGGUAUUGGAAAAGAAGCUUCAGUCUGAAGAUUUCUAUCUCAAUAAAAUGCAAAAGAAUACAAAAACAAUAUUGCCUGAAAACAAUGAUUUGAGUCCAGUUAUUGUCUGAAAUCCAAUGAUUUUUAGUUUUAAAAAAGCAUAUUAUUUCUAGAGAUAUUAUCAGCGUAUAAUCUUAAUAAGAUAUGUAAACUGUGCUGAAACUCUCUCUCUCUCUCUUAAAUUGUCUUACAAUUGAUUCAUUUUUAAAUUGAAGUAUACAUUGAAAAGAUUAAACAGAAUUUAAACUUCACAAUGAAGAAAGACAGUGAAGCGAUGGGACAGUGUUUUGAAAAAUGAAGAGACGAAGUUCGCUUUGCUUUGUAGAAAUGGUAUGCAUAAAUAAGAAUGGCAGGUAAUCAUCGUUGUUGUAAAACUUCUAACUGGUAUUGCGUUCUAGGAUUUAUUGGCAUAAAAGGAUGUAGAGAAUAAAUAAGAUAAAUGGUCGGAAUAUUAAGCGAUAUAAAUAGUCACAAAUUCAUAAAUGAAACCCUUCAAUCCAAAUUGUAGUUUUCUUUAUACGGUAUUUUUAAAAUCACGAAGUCUUUAAUAAGGCGAUUCUCCAAGCCGCUUUAAAUACGGCCGAAUGAAAGUUUCAAGAUAGUCACAUUCUACUGCUGGAAAGGCGCAUUGCUUUCCUUAAUGUAAUAUUUCAAUAAACCAACCGAAGAACAUACCGGUUACAUAGAAAUAAAAUUCGAUGGAGUUACAAUUCUGUUAUGGUUUCAUUCGAAAGGUUGUAUUUAACUUUAUGGUUCCACAAUUAAGUAUCAUCUUACAUGGUAAAAAUUUUUUGUUUAUUUUUUAUUUAUAUUGUUUUUGUAUGAAUGUUUUUUUUUAUAAAUGCUUUUUCUAAU